AUGUCUGCAGCAUCAUCAGCAGUAGGCAAUUUGCCUACCAGGCUGCGCAAUUUCUUCGCCCGUUAUCCUCCCCAGAAAUACUCCGCCUUAGUUGCGCCUCAGCCAACACCGCGGGAAGCUAGCCAGGCAGAGGGCACAGAAGCCGCUGAAAAGUCCCUGCCAUCGCCUUACACACCCAACCGUGAUGCCAAGGGUACUCCGAAACCCGAUCUGGAGAAGUAUUCGUUCUCCCGCGCACUUCUACACAACGACCCUAAUUUUCCAAACCCUUUCCUCCCUCAGAAGAUCUUCCGCACUGGGAAGUGGAAGGGUCCACGCUAUGGACUUCGAGAACAAGCAGAUCUAGUCAAAUUGGCCCAGAAGUACAAUGUUGAGCCUCUUCUCCCACCUGGACCUAAGUCGACUCCUUACAAGGCUGCUCGUCUCUCGGAGCGUGGCUUGGCUAUUAAGGGUACUGGUAUUGGCCAGAAGGUUAAGGGUCACAAGUGGGAGCGUACUAUGGAGGCUCGCUUGGAGGACCGCCGCAAGGCAAUGAUGGAGAUGCCGGAGAUGAUCCGUCUGUGGAAGCAGAGAGGCCAUGGUCGUGGAUGGCGCCAAUGGCCCAAGCGGUAA
Messenger RNA from Penicillium chermesinum, 612 nucleotides. RefSeq names its product mitochondrial 54S ribosomal protein mL59. The coding region runs from base 1 to 612 and encodes 203 amino acids. Gene Ontology annotation, molecular function: structural constituent of ribosome. The transcript is spliced from 2 exons. Gene Ontology annotation, cellular component: mitochondrial large ribosomal subunit. The record is from RefSeq and is a predicted model, not a curated record. Lineage: Eukaryota; Fungi; Ascomycota; Eurotiomycetes; Eurotiales; Aspergillaceae.